UGUGGGUUUCAGAGCUUGUCGGGAGUUGUGAGUCAUUCCAUGGAGGUCUCGUUGUGCGCCCUGGUGUACGGGGCUCUGUCUCCGGCCAAACGGUGCCGUGUGUCUGGGUGUGGUGAGUGUAGGUGUGUACCACACGGUGCAGACCGUUGUGUGUCAGUGUGUCUUUAUCCAUGAGGAUGGAUGCCUCUUCUUUGCUCUGCCCCAAGACACACCCCAGCCCCUCCUUAGUCUGGAGAGGAGGGUUGGGGAGCCUCCCCCCACCCCGGAGCCUCUCCCGCCCCUCCCCGGCCCUGCCCAGCCGUCACCACUCCCCAGAGGGCACAGGACUCCGCUGUGCCUCAGAGCAAAAGCCCCAGAGCGAGCAGAGUGGCCGGCGACCUGCAAGCCACAGUGGCUGCCCUUUGUGUGCUGCGAGGUGGGGGACCCUGGGCAGGAAGCUGGCUGAGCCCCAAGACCCCCGGGGCCAUGGGCGGGGAGUUGGUGACUGGCCUGGGGGCCCUGCGGCGGAGAAAGCGCUUGCUGGAGCAGGAGAAGUGGCUGGCGGGCUGGGCGCUGGCGCUGGCGGGACUCGGCAUCGGACUCAUGGUGCUGCACGCGGAGAUGCUGUGGUUCGGGGGGUGUCCGCUGUUCAUGACCGACAACGGGCUCCGGGACUGGCGCGUGGCGCUGACCGGGCGGCAGGCGGCGCAGAUCGUGCUGGAGCUGGCGGUGUGCGGGCUGCACCCGGCUCCCGUGCGAGGCCCGCCGUGCGCGCAGUGGGCCGGGGCGCCGCCGACCGCCGCGCACACCUGGCCCAACUUCCUGGGCCAGGGGGAGGCGCUGCUGUCGCUGGCCAUGCUGCUGCGCCUCUACCUGGUGCCCCGCGCCGUGCUUCUGCGCAGCGGGGUCCUGCUCAACGCUUCGUACCGCAGCAUCGGCGCUCUCAACCAGGUCCGCUUCCGCCACUGGUUCGUGGCCAAGCUGUACAUGAACACGCACCCCGGCCGCCUGCUGCUCGGUCUCACGCUUGGCCUCUGGCUCACCACUGCCUGGGUGCUGUCGGUGGCCGAGAGGGGGUCUGCUGUACAGCCCUGCUGGUGGCUGUGGUGGCCCGAAAGCUGGAAUUCAACAAGGCAGAGAAGCACGUGCACAACUUCAUGAUGGACAUCCAGUACGCCAAAGAGAUGAAGGAGUCUGCUGCCCGAGUGCUACAAGAGGCCUGGAUGUUCUACAAGCACACACGCAGGAAGGACUCGGGAGCUGCCCGCAGGCACCAGCGCAGGCUGCUGGCCGCCAUCAACACGUUCCGCCAGGUGCGGCUGAAACACCGAAAGCUCCGAGAGCAAGUGAACUCCAUGGUGGACAUCUCCAAGAUGCACAUGAUCCUGUGUGACUUGCAGCUGGGUCUGAGCAGUUCACACCGGGCCCUGGAGAAGCGGAUCGAUGCACUGGCAGGGAAGCUGGAUGCCUUGACGGAGCUGCUUAGCUCCGCCCUGGGGCCACGACAGCUUGCAGAACCCAGCCAGGAGGCCACGUAGCUGAAUCCACAGAUGAGGAACGGGCUGCUUUCCCCAGGACUGAGGUCUAGGACAUCCUCCCUGCCACUCCUGAACCAGGUCCAUGAAUAAAGUACCUCCAAUGCAAGGACCAAAGGAGACCUCACCUUGGAGUGGGUGGACUAACUGAUGGCUGCUGGAGGGGACACUGGCUGAAGGGGAGAAGGCUUGGCCUACCCAAGGCCCCAGAUGGGAACAUGGUCAUGGUCACCCCACAUGACUCAUUUUUUAAAACAUUUUCACUAUGCUGCUACAGAUGACCUCCGGCUUCCAGUCAGAAGUGGAGGUGCUGAGGCCAGACUCCUAGGUCCCCAGAGAGGAGGGGACUGGGGUCAGGAGUCCAGGACCCUUGAAAGCUUCGGCUACCGCUGGACGGGCUGAAGGUACUGAGUCCAAGGCUGGGGCCAGGAAGAAGGCAGCGCCCCCUGGCGGGACAGGUGGAGGACACCGUUUUUCCAGAUCUGCAGAGGCUAAUCUGGUGGUGGGAGGGAGUGCAUCUCACCAGUCUCUGUUCUUAUACUUUGUAAUAAAUGUUAAACA
Molecule: messenger RNA, 2075 nt
Organism: Tupaia belangeri chinensis (Chinese tree shrew)
Lineage: Eukaryota; Metazoa; Chordata; Mammalia; Scandentia; Tupaiidae
Gene: KCNN4
Product: potassium calcium-activated channel subfamily N member 4
Exons: 7
Coding region: 171-1517 (448 amino acids)
Biological process (GO): potassium ion transport
Cellular component (GO): membrane
Molecular function (GO): calmodulin binding; small conductance calcium-activated potassium channel activity
Source: RefSeq, a predicted model, not a curated record